AUGAAGCUAAAGCAGUGAGUCGUGCUGUUAGCAAUUCUCCUUGUCAUCUUUAUCUUCACCAAAGUUUUCCUGAUUGACAACUUAGAUACGUCAGCUGCCAACCGGGAGGACCAGAGGGCCUUUCACCGAAUGUUGGCGGGCUUGCGGGUGGAGCUGGUACCCAAGCUGGACCACACCUUGCAGUCUCCCUGGGAGAUUGCAGCCCAGUGGGUGGUUCCCCGGGAAGUGUACCCUGAAGAGACACCAGAGCUGGGAGCAAUCUUGCAUGCCAUGGCCACCAAGAAAAUCAUUAAAGCGGAUGUGGGUUAUAAAGGGACACAACUGAAAGCCUUACUGAUACUUGAAGGAGGACAGAAAGUUGUCUUCAAACCUAAGCGGUAUAACCGGGACUAUGUGGUAGAAGGGGAACCAUAUGCUGGUUAUGAUAGACACAAUGCGGAGGUGGCAGCCUUUCAUUUGGACAGGAUUCUAGGUUUCCGCCGAGCUCCCUUGGUGGUUGGCAGAUUUGUUAAUCUGAGGACAGAGAUCAAGCCUGUUGCCACGGAGCAGCUCUUGAGCACCUUCCUAACCGUAGGAAAUAAUACUUGUUUCUAUGGGAAGUGUUACUACUGCCGAGAAACAGAGCCAGCCUGUGCUGACGGAGACACAAUGGAGGGGUCUGUCACGCUUUGGCUUCCAAAUGUGUGGCCUCUACAGAAACACCGACACCCAUGGGGCAGGACUUACCGAGAGGGCAAAUUGGCCAGGUGGGAGUAUGAUGAGAGCUACUGCGAUGCUGUGAAGAAAACGUCUCCUUAUGACUCCGGCCCGCGCCUCUUGGACAUCAUUGAUACAGCUGUCUUUGAUUACCUGAUUGGCAAUGCUGACCGCCAUCACUCUGAGAGUUUCCAAGACGAUGAAGGCGCUAGUAUGCUCAUCCUUCUCGAUAAUGCCAAAAGCUUUGGGAACCCCUCGCUGGAUGAGAGAAGCAUUCUCGCCCCUCUCUAUCAGUGUUGCAUCAUUCGUGUUUCCACCUGGAACAGACUGAACUCCUUGAAGAAUGGUGUGCUGAAGUCUGCCUUAAAAUCCGCCAUGGCCCACGACCCCAUCUCCCCAGUGCUCUCUGAUCCUCACCUGGACGCUGUGGACCAGCGGCUCCUGAGUAUCCUGGCCACCGUCAAGCAGUGCACUGACCAGUUUGGGAUGGACACUGUGUUGGUGGAAGACAGGAUGCCUCUCUCGCACUUGUAAUUCUCCACAAAAUAAGUGAAACUGCUUUUUACAAAGAUAGAGA
Molecule: messenger RNA, 1273 nt
Organism: Budorcas taxicolor (takin)
Lineage: Eukaryota; Metazoa; Chordata; Mammalia; Artiodactyla; Bovidae
Product: glycosaminoglycan xylosylkinase-like
Biological process (GO): protein phosphorylation
Cellular component (GO): Golgi apparatus
Molecular function (GO): phosphotransferase activity, alcohol group as acceptor
Source: RefSeq, a predicted model, not a curated record